This is a messenger RNA of Malania oleifera, 1023 nucleotides long. Its product is annotated as 17.4 kDa class III heat shock protein. Gene Ontology annotation, biological process: response to hydrogen peroxide; protein folding; protein complex oligomerization. Lineage: Eukaryota; Viridiplantae; Streptophyta; Magnoliopsida; Santalales; Ximeniaceae. The coding region runs from base 362 to 841 and encodes 159 amino acids. The record is from RefSeq and is a predicted model, not a curated record. The transcript is spliced from 3 exons.
AAGUAAUGUUUGUUUGGAAGUUGGAAAUUUCCUUAAAAUGCGAAAGUGUAGAAUUGGAGUUCUCUUUUAUCUGACAGACAAAUGUGCAAUCGCUGCCAUGUGUACGUCGGUGAAAUGACAGGAGGGGGGCAGCAAAGGCUUCACUGGACUGUUCCAGAUGGUUCCCCCUCCCUCUCGAUCUUUCCGUUCCACUCCUUUUUUUCCCCAAAUUUUUCCACCCAAUUUUCUUACCCCGUCGCUCCCAUUCUUUGCGCUUUUUCUCGGUCGAUUCUGUUUGUUUGGCUGCUUGCAACACUCUUCUGCUUCCUUCGCUGGAAACUACUUACCAGAGCACAGGCUUUCCAGUUUCUGAGAUCCGAAGAUGAGCCCAGUUGCGGAUUCGAGAGACUUCGACGGGGUGGCUGAAGUAGUGAACCACCUGCUCAAUUUCCCAGAAAGUCCCGAAAAUUUUGGAUUCCCAUCGCGUGCUAAUCACACUCAUGAAAGCAGAGGCUUGGGUAACAUGCCCGUGGACAUUCUCGAAACGCCCAAGGACUACAUUUUCUACAUGGACGUCCCUGGUUUGUCCAAAUCUGAUAUUCAUGUUACGGUGGAAGAUAAGAGCACUCUGGUGGUGCGGAGCGGUGGAAAGAGGAAGCACGAGGACGGGGAGGAAGAAGGGUGCAAAUAUUUGAGGCUGGAGAGGAGGGCACCGCAGAAGCUGAUGAGGAAGUUCCGGCUGCCGGAAAAUUCGAACACGGCGGCUAUAACGGCCAAAUGUGAAAAUGGGGUUCUGACGGUGGUGGUGGAGAAGCAUCCUCCGCCCCCAAAGUCCAAGACGGUGGAAGUUACCAUUGCCUGAUGAAGGGGCAAUUAGGGAAGAUGGUAGGUGGGAGAAGCUUCAUCUGUUUUUGUAUUUGGGAUUAUGGUAUCUCUUCACUUAGAUAUAUCCAGUGUUUGAAUGGAGCCUUUGUAGUUGUAUGGCACUGCAAACGCAGCUUUAUUUCAAUGUAUCGAUGUUGUAUGGAAUCGCUAUUUCGAAAA